CGCAGUGGAGUCUGUACCGGAGCCCUAAUGGCGGAGAACGUACGGUCGCCUUUCGACUAUCGGGAGCCACCGACUCUCGACAGCGAUGGAGACGGCGGCAAGCCUCCGCCACCCCGGGGGCGAGUGUGUGGCCGAAAGAGAAAGGGGACUCCUGUGAAGGUGUGUGACCGUGCGUAUGUGACGGAAGAUGAAGAGGAAAGUUUGUCCGAACACAGUUACAGCCCAGGUGAAGGGCAGUACCCAGAUGAAGCCGAAGAUCGGAUUCCCCCUCCUGGCAGUCCAUACUAUCUCGCUGAUCCGUCUCAGCUUUGUGUACCGGAACUGGGUGAAGAAGGGGCCAGUGGUGUUCGUGGCCCUGUGCUCUUUCCCCCUCUGCCGCCUAACUGCAGGAUCAGAGAGGUGCAUUGUGGGAGCCAGGUACGUCUGGUCGUCAUAGCGAUCAGAGACAUCGCCAAGGGCGAGGAAAUCACGGUGGACUACAACUUGGCCGAGUGGGGAGAAAACGCACUGGCUUUCCAUCGCUCUGUAUCACCACGUGGAUUUGAAUGCGCCUUUAAUCCAGACAGCAAUAUUAAAAAGGAAGAAGAGGCGGCGCCAUCUCUCCCGCUCUCCCUCACGGUUUCAGACUACCUCACUCCUUCGUGGUCUCUCUCCCCUUCAUCCUCCCCGCUGUCUCGCUCCGAGGCCAGUGAUUCGGACCGAGACGAGGACGAAGAAGAGGAGGAAGACGAGGAAGAGGACGACGAAGAAGAGGAGGACCUCGAAGAGCUGAGAGGCCGCAUGAUGCGAAGACGCAAGAAGCGGAAAACGACCAAUAAUGUGGCUAAGAAAAAGUCUCAACCCAGCCCUCUUACUUUCCCUCCGUCCUCCUCACCUUUUCAAUCACCCUUAGCCCCGCCCACCACAAACAUAAAUAAUAACAUAAACAUAAACAUCGGCCGCAGCACGAGCAGGAAGCAGCACUGUCCUCACUGCGGCCGCCAUUUCCGCUCCCUAGCGCGGCAUCUCGAGAAGCACCACGAUCAGCAACCCGAAAUCCGGAACGCCAUGGAACUGUCACACGGCCCGCGAUCCGCGCACACGCCGUCCACAGCACACACGCGCGGCUCGCAUCCGUUCACCUCGCCGCAGCCCUCUGCAUCCUCCUCCUCCUCCUCAGCCACCCCCAACCUCUUCUCUCGAGACUCGUCCGGCUCCGGUUCGGCGGCCAUGUCGUUCUCACUAUCGCUCUCUCCUCCUUCGCGCCGCGCUGCCUCCAAAAAGAGCCCCGCCUCUCUUCCCACCCCACCGCGAAAGAACGCAGCCUCGACAGCAGUAGCAGUGAAAAAGUCCCCCAGUCCUCCAGCCAAAAGGGGGAGACGGCCGAAAAAGGAGAAGGAAGAGAAGCAAAAGAAACAGGAGGAGGUGGAACAAGCGAAAGAGGAAGCUCCGCCCACUCCAGGCCGGAACGAAGAGGAGGAGAGGGACGAGAUAGAAGACGAGGAGCUGGAUCUGACGGAAAUGAGAGACGACGACAGUGGAGAAGAGAAGAACGGUGCAAGCUCUCACCGCUCCCACGUGUCUCCCCUCCUGUCCUCUCUCUCCACCCUGGUUUUGUACCUCCGACGUCAGCAGCACUCCUCCUUCCUCUCCCUCUCACGUUCGAGCAGUUCAGCGGAGGCCUGGCGCCUGCUCUGCCAUUCCAGCCUGGCGCUGCUCAUCAUCUACAACCGGCAUCGCGAGUGCGAGAUGGCGAAGCUGACCAUAAACGACUACCGCAGCCGCGUCACUCCGUCCUCGAACUCCAGCUCCCCUCUCGAGGCGUCCCUGUCCCCUUUUGAGCGACAGGUCCUGUGCCACAGGCCACGCGUCGGCGUCUUAGGAAAGCGCGGACGGGUCCAGCCGCUCAUCCUUCCCCCUCACUCUGAAUCCUGCCUCGAUUUGCUUCUGAAAACUUCCACGGACGUGAACGUGGAUCCCGAAAGCCCUUACGUUUUUUCCCGGCCGUAUCACUCGCCCGCAACUCCUCUGCGCGGCACGGACCUUCUGCGCGGAUUAGCGCGUGCCAGCGGGGCCAAGAACCCCGCGGCGCUGACGUCGCCGCGCACCCGAAGGCAAGUCGCCAUCCUCACCCAGCUCCUGCUGAUGGACGAGGGAGAGAAGGAAAGGCUCGAGCACUUCCUGCACAGCGAGUAUCAUGUCACCCAGAGCUGCGCGCGGAUCGGCCAGGACCCGGCGCUGAUGGGCCGAGUGGGACGCGUCGUGCUGUACGGGGAGAGAGACGGCGUGCUGUUCAGAGGGAUGAGCCUCAAGCACAUCUGCCUCGAGCUGGACGGUGAGAGUCGAAAGCCAGAAGGGGAAAAUGUGCACCAUGAAUGCAUCCAGUCAGAAAAAUCACUAAUAAUGUCCGGUAAUUCGGCAGAUUCUUUCUCAGAGGAGUCGGAUGGAGAGGGUGAGAAGAGUAAUGAGAGAAUAGAGGUGGCAAAGACAGCGGGAGUGAACGGCCGAGCGCCUCCUAAAACCAGCGCCAGUCCCGUCCCCUCACCCACUACUCCCUCCCCCUCGGGUUCCCACAAGAGGCGGAGCUCACAAAUAAAAUCAGGCAAGCGCGGUGUGCUAAAGAGGCCGUGGACAGAAGCGGAACGGGUUGCUGUGGAAACGCACCUGAAGCGAAACAUCAUGGAGCUGCGUGUUCCGGCCAAGGCAGACUGCGAGCGAUGUUUGCAGCACUGCCCCCUAUUGGUGAGCAACCAGCGUGACUGGAGAGCCAUUAAAUUCUACUGCCACAACCGGAUUCAACUACUGAAGAAACAGGGACGCGGCUGAGGGCCGCCUGUUAGCUCAACACACGCACAUACACACGCACGCACACACAUACAUGAGUAUACCGAGGGAGAGACUCUUAGUCGCACAUUCAGUCCCUGAACGAUGGGUUGGAUAAGAGAUCGCACACACUUUUUUGGAUUGCUGAGCAUCAGUGUUUUCAUUGACGACACACACACACACACACACACACAUACAUACAUACAUACAUACAUACAUACAUAUACACACACACACACAUCCUGUGUACAUUGUAAGUGGCUGUAUAUGAGUGUGUCCGUUAAUUUCUCACACACACUCCGGAACGAUGGACUAAGUAAUUGCCCCCUCACACACAUUUUUGUGUCCUCACACAUUUCUGCUCACACACAUACAUAGUGUUAUAAGUCAGUAUAAGCCUAUAAACUGACCUCUUAUCCACAUCACGGUGUUGAGACUGAGGCGUGUGUGUGUGGAAAGCACUGCUUCAUGCCCCGAAAUCUCUCAAACCUGACAAAAGCAGCUGAACCGCAGCAAAGGAUGUAAUUAUUCCUCUACAAACUUUUUUCCUUUUUUUUUUUUUUUCUUUUAUACGACGAUGCUAAUCAUGUUUGUCCAGUGGAGUCUGGCUGUUGGACCGAUUGUGAUAGACUUCUAUAUAAAGAUCUGAAAUUUCUGUACCCGCAUUUGGCAAGCAAUUAUUUUGGGACCAUAUUAUCUUCAUGUUCCAGAGGAACAUUUACAGUAAGUCUACUAUGUAAGUCUAAUAUGUCUAGU
Messenger RNA from Clarias gariepinus (North African catfish), 3558 nucleotides. RefSeq lists its product as uncharacterized. Gene Ontology annotation, molecular function: protein binding. The transcript has 9 exons. NCBI's taxonomy places the organism in Eukaryota, Metazoa, Chordata, Actinopteri, Siluriformes, Clariidae. The record is from RefSeq and is a predicted model, not a curated record. Bases 28 to 2805 code for a protein of 925 amino acids.